AUGACUGUUUUAUUACACUCUUCCUUUUGCAAUAUAUAUUCGGCACAAGUUAAGGGCCCGUGGACUUCCUUUACACGCCAGAUGUUCUCUAAGCUGUGCCUCCAAGAUGGCAAAGCACUAGUCAGAGUCAAAACAUUUAGUAUCAGUCGGGUAUAUGCUAUCAAUUUCCAAAAUAUUGACGCAUUACCUCCAAAGUUCAUGGGCCUUGAGGUCCCACAUUUCAUCGAGCAAGUUGAGAAGAACAGCAAAUUGUCCUUGACAGUUGGCGACGAAGUCCUCGCUUUAUCAUAUGGGGGUGUAUACGCCGAUUAUACCACACUCUCAACUCACGUGUUAAUCUACAACCACAUCAUUUAUCUUGGAAAGAAGCUGCAUGGAUUCCAGGACUUAGCCUAG
This is a messenger RNA of Trichoderma reesei QM6a, 396 nucleotides long. RefSeq lists its product as uncharacterized. The transcript is spliced from 3 exons. NCBI's taxonomy places the organism in Eukaryota, Fungi, Ascomycota, Sordariomycetes, Hypocreales, Hypocreaceae. Bases 1 to 396 code for a protein of 131 amino acids. The record is from RefSeq and is a predicted model, not a curated record.